AGUAUAGACCAGCAGGGUCAUUUGACAUAGUUCUAUUCUCAGGUUUUGAGUGACCGUGCCCAUUAUUUUUCGGAAAUUCUUCGCGAUAUCGGUAACCUCAGGCGGCUUGAACAGCAGUCACUAAGACGGUUAAGAACAGAGCUUGAAGUUUCAGUGGAAUUGGCUUUGAAAUAGACAGCGCAAUCUGUCGUUGAUAGUGGAAAAUAAGCUGGUCGAGUGGCGUCGUUCGAAUGGCCGGGAGCUAGUUGUCAUUGACAACAACUUCCGACUUGACACUCAAGAAGUUAUCUGAAUUCUACCGAAAAGAGAUUUUUGUCCAAAUGACUUUUCUUCUUUUUUUAUUUUUAGUUGAAAUUCAACAAUUAUUACUUAGAAGCUAAAACUUGAGGUGUCGAAUUUAGAUUGGUUUUGUCAAGUUGAGUCAUUUCGUAGGCUUGAGAAGAAUAGUAAUUACUCGAAAUGGAGGAGAAUGGUGGACCGUAUUACUCCAGUGAAUCAAGUCAGGUGCCAGGUCGACGCACGCCGCUUGGUGCAAUGGGUUUAGGCAGUUACUACUAUCCAAGUGGCUCUGGUGGGCUCACAGACGAAAAUAGUCCAGAGUCACCUAAUGCUCACCAUUUAAGGUUACAAUCACAACAAUUCACCAGCAGCCUCAGAGGUAGCUCCGGAAAAUCAAAAUCCCGGCAAGGAAAGUCAGUUCGAUUGAAUAUAAAUGCUCGAGAAAGGAGACGAAUGCACGAUUUAAACGACGCUCUAGAUGAACUGCGAAGUGUGAUACCGUACGCUCAUUCACCAUCAGUGAGGAAACUGUCAAAAAUUGCAACCCUCUUGUUAGCUAAGAAUUAUAUUCUCAUGCAAGCUAAUGCACUGGAUGAACUUCGAAGACUUAUCACUUACAUUCAGGCCCAGGGCACAAUGACAAUGCCUCCUGGAUUCGAUUUGCAUGCAGCAAUGCACCCUGGAAAACCAUUAACAUCACCGCCACCGUCCGCAGAACAAAAUUUCUCACAAGAAGUAUAAUUCCAACAAAUAAUAAUUUGGGAGGACUGUGAUGAAGGGAUGAGAGUGGCUGAAGAGAUUGUGUAUUUUGAAAGUCCAAAA
This is a messenger RNA of Bemisia tabaci, 1101 nucleotides long. It is a transcript of the gene Oli, whose product is annotated as basic helix-loop-helix family member olig. Gene Ontology annotation, biological process: sensory organ development; axon development; positive regulation of transcription by RNA polymerase II. Gene Ontology annotation, cellular component: nucleus. Lineage: Eukaryota; Metazoa; Arthropoda; Insecta; Hemiptera; Aleyrodidae. The record is from RefSeq and is a predicted model, not a curated record. Gene Ontology annotation, molecular function: E-box binding; protein dimerization activity; DNA-binding transcription factor activity, RNA polymerase II-specific.